CGGCAGUUUAAUGAUAGGUGCCAUAUUCUGGACAGAGUAACACACCUUUAUUCUGUUUUUCCGGACGUUCACGCCAGUGAGUCAAUUUUAUUUCCUUACCAAAAAAAAUAAAUAAAGCGUGCAUUCAGAGACGGAUUUAAAGCAACACAACGCUUCAUCUUCCCAUAGUAAAGAUGGCCAAGCCCUGAGUAAGUAACAAGGAACUCCACUUCCGCAUUUUUCUUGUGCCCUGGUCCAAGAUGGCGGAUGAGGCCACCCGGCGGGUCGUGUCUGAGAUCCCGGUGCUGAAGACUAACGCCGGACCCCGAGAUCGAGAAUUGUGGGUGCAGCGACUAAAAGAGGAAUAUCAGUCCCUUAUCCGGUAUGUGGAGAACAACAAGAAUUCAGACAAUGAUUGGUUCCGACUGGAGUCUAACAAGGAAGGGACCCGGUGGUUUGGAAAAUGCUGGUACAUCCAUGACUUACUCAAAUAUGAGUUUGACAUCGAGUUUGAAAUUCCUAUCACGUAUCCCACUACUGCUCCAGAAAUUGCAGUCCCUGAGCUGGAUGGAAAGACAGCAAAGAUGUACAGGGGUGGCAAAAUAUGUCUGACUGAUCAUUUCAAACCUUUGUGGGCCAGGAAUGUGCCCAAGUUUGGACUAGCUCAUCUCAUGGCACUAGGGCUGGGUCCUUGGCUGGCAGUGGAAGUCCCUGAUCUGAUUCAGAAGGGUGUAAUCCAGCACAAAGAAAAAUGCAACCAAUGAAGGAUCAAGCCACUGAGGCAGGACAGAGGGAUUUUUGAUAGGCUGUAUUCCUGUUUUCUUGUGAAACGUUCUUCUUACUCAUGAUUUUUUGAUGGGUCACCUCUGGUUGUUACAAAGUAGCUGGAGUGGGGGGAAAAAACCCAAAAACCCAACAAUAGGGUAAGGUCACAAAGUUUCUAAGUUAAGCUGUACAGGGAGGUGAAAGACUUGGGCCUUGAAAUAGGCAAUUUGUAUCCCUUCUCCAAGUGGAACCCUGGAGGCAUCUUGGAGGCAUAGGCGUUAACUGACAGCUCAUAGCUUUUUUUGGUUUCUGGAAACAACCUGUCAAUAAAAGCUGCUUCCGAUGUA
Messenger RNA from Peromyscus californicus insignis, 1091 nucleotides. RefSeq names its product ubiquitin-fold modifier conjugating enzyme 1 (gene Ufc1). The transcript is spliced from 6 exons. The coding region runs from base 240 to 743 and encodes 167 amino acids. Gene Ontology annotation, cellular component: cytoplasm. Gene Ontology annotation, biological process: protein K69-linked ufmylation. The record is from RefSeq and is a predicted model, not a curated record. Gene Ontology annotation, molecular function: UFM1 conjugating enzyme activity. Lineage: Eukaryota; Metazoa; Chordata; Mammalia; Rodentia; Cricetidae.